This is a messenger RNA of Brassica oleracea var. oleracea, 690 nucleotides long. RefSeq lists its product as uncharacterized. Bases 1 to 690 code for a protein of 229 amino acids. NCBI's taxonomy places the organism in Eukaryota, Viridiplantae, Streptophyta, Magnoliopsida, Brassicales, Brassicaceae. The record is from RefSeq and is a predicted model, not a curated record. The transcript has a single exon.
AUGGCCGCUCCUGCUGUUCCACACGAAUGCGCCUAUGGCGUCACCAACAUCAAGCACUACAUUCCCUUCCUCCUUGACAUUGAUGAUGGUAACUAUGACGCAUGGAAGGAGUUGUUUCUCACCCAUUGCCAGAGUUUUGACGUCUCCGGUCAUCUCGACGGUACCCUUCUUUCCGCUGAUGAUGCUUGGAAGAAACGUGAUGGACUAGUCAAGCUAUGGCUAUACGGGACUCUCUCGAAGGAUUUGUUCAAAAGUACCUUCAAAGCCGGUGGUACGUCACGCAAGAUCUGGCUCCGUUUGGAGAAUUUCUUUCGCAACAACAAAGAGGCCCGAGCGAUCCAACUGGAUCAUAAGCUUCGCACACAAGAACUUGGUGAUCUCUCGAUUCAUGCGUACUGUCAGGAGCUGAAAUCAAUCGCCGACUUGCUCGCCAACCAUGAUGCCACUGUUUCUGAAAGAACGCUUGUCACCUACUUGCUCAAUGGUUUCAAUGGCAAAUAUGACAACAUCAUCAACAUCAUAAUGCACCGUCAGCCUUUUCCAACCUUUGAGGAGGCACGAUCCAUGCUAAUCUUGGAAGAGGAUCGUCUUGGCAAAGGAAAGAAAGCGCUAUCCCACAAAGAUGAGUCGGCCUCGUCACCAAAAGUUCUCGCUGCUUCAGUCUCUUUCAACGAGCAUAAGCCCCAGUAA